CACUUCCAUCCAUGGCUCAGCACUAAUCGCUCACUCUCGCAAUCCAUCGCUCAGCGAUCUUCCCUCGCGAGCUUACAAGACGACAACAACAAUAACAAUCACCCCACCACUCAAACACUCCUCCGUUCCAUCCAUCGCGUCGCAACCCGCAACCAUGAACAACGACCAAUUCCGCCGCCUCGUGCUCGACAAACCCGACUCCAGGCGCCCCCCCAACCGCAGCCCCAGCGAUGGCACCUCCCCGGACCAACCCUCCCGCAGAGCCAUGGGGGGAGCCACCCCGUCCGCCAGCGCAUUAGGAUCGCGCCAACGAUCCAGCAUCCCCAUGACACCUCGCACCCUAACAACCCCCUCCUUCGCGCACCAACUCGCCGAACACCGACUCUCCACCCAACCCCCCCCGAAACGAUUCAAAUCGUCCGCGGCCCCCAAAGGCAGCAAGCUGGCCGCGGGCUACCAAGACCGAUCGGCGCUGCUGCGCUCACAUGCGGACGAAGACGGCGAGGCCGGGAUGACGGAGCUGGAGAAGCGCGUCCAGGCGCUGGAGGAGAUGGUCAAGCUGGGACAGAUUGAUCAGGGGACGUUUGAGAAGCUACGGGGGGAGAUGGGCGUGGGGGGCGAUUUGGGGAGUACGCAUAUGGUGAAGGGGUUGGAUUGGGCGCUUUUGAAGAGGGAUGAGCUGGAUAAAGUGUUGGGGGAGGAGGUGUCGGCUCCUAGGGUGAAGGUGAAGGAGAAGGAGAAGAAGAAGGGGGUUAUGGCGCCGCCGCCGCCGCCGCAGAGGAAGACGAGGGAUCAGAUUCUACGCGAGUUGAGGGAGAGUCGCGCUGCUGCUGCUGCUGCUGCUGCUGAAGUGAAACCGGAGCCGGCGCUGGGGACGAAGUUUAAGCGGAUUGGGGGGGAGUCGAAGGCGGAGAAGAAGCGGUGGGUGGAGCAGGACGAGACGGGGCGUCGGAGGGAGAUUCUACAGAUCACGGACGCGGAGGGCAAGACGAAGCGGAAGGUGAGAUGGUUGGAUAAGCCGGGGGAGGCGAAUGGGGUUCCUGUUGGGUUGUUGGUGCCGGACAAGGAUGCGAAGCCGCUGGGCAUGGAGGUGCCGGCGGAGAUCGCGUCCAAGAUGGCCCCUCCGGAGGAAGAGGAUGAUGAUAUCUUUGCAGGCGUGGGGGAUGACUAUAACCCGCUGGGCGAUUUGGGGGAGGAGGACGAUUCGGAGGAUGAGAGCCAGAGCGAGGAUGAGGAUGGCCAACAAGUGGGCGUGGGCGAGAAGGAGAAACGGGCUGAAACCGCCCCCGUCAGCGUCAGCGAUACGAAGCCGGCUGAGACAACCAGCAAACCCCGAAAUUACUUCGCUACAUCUUCUACAGCGGAGGAGGUGUCUGAGGACCGGUCUAACCCCCUGGCCAGGGACCCGACGCUGCUGGCGGCCCUGAAACGGGCCGCGACGUUGCGGCAAUCCGAGGAGGGCGCGGGUGACGCCGAGGAGGGCGGUUCGGAGACGGCCCUUCGUCAGAAGAGAUUCCUGGAGGAGGCGCGGCGGCGGGAAGCCCUGGACGCGAUGGACAUGGACAUGGGCUUCGGGGGCAGCCGCAACGACGACGACGACGAGGACGAGGACGUGGUGCUGGAGUCGGAGGGUCGGGGCGCGAAGAAGAGGAAACGGGGCCGAAGAAGAAGAAGGGCGACAAGGACAGCGCGGAGGAUGUGAUGCGCGUGCUGGAUGGGAGGAGAAAGGAGUGAUCGGAUGGUUUGAUACGGAGUGCUCCUGCUACAUCUGAUACUGCUGCUGCUGCUCCGUCCUUGCCAUGGCGUGUCGGUCAUUUGGGAUUAUUGUGCAUAGCCUGCCAGCCACUGUGACUAUGGCGUUUCUUUCAUUUCGGCGCCACUGAAGUAUCCUCUCCGCCCCUGAGAGUUGACCAUCUGUCUCGACGACCUUUAUUCUGUACUUCGGAGAGGCUUGUCGAUUGUAAUAGCUGACUGCUAUGGUGGGAAUUUAAUUGUCGAGCUAGUGCUUGUAGUUGAUGAGGGAGUAUAUUUGGGACGGAAUAUCGGAUGGUUCUGCCUGAACUGGCUGGCCAGGUUAUGCACGUAAGUCAUAAAGGCAAUGCUGCUUGGUUCCGACAAUCAGG
Aspergillus heteromorphus CBS 117.55 is the source of this 2123-nucleotide messenger RNA. RefSeq lists its product as uncharacterized. Gene Ontology annotation, biological process: mRNA splicing, via spliceosome. The record is from RefSeq and is a predicted model, not a curated record. NCBI's taxonomy places the organism in Eukaryota, Fungi, Ascomycota, Eurotiomycetes, Eurotiales, Aspergillaceae. Bases 155 to 1702 code for a protein of 515 amino acids. The transcript is spliced from 3 exons. Gene Ontology annotation, cellular component: nucleus.